Molecule: messenger RNA, 3570 nt
Organism: Pogoniulus pusillus (Red-fronted tinkerbird)
Lineage: Eukaryota; Metazoa; Chordata; Aves; Piciformes; Lybiidae
Gene: SLC27A4
Product: solute carrier family 27 member 4
Exons: 13
Coding region: 112-2064 (650 amino acids)
Biological process (GO): response to nutrient; medium-chain fatty acid transport; very long-chain fatty acid catabolic process
Cellular component (GO): plasma membrane; endoplasmic reticulum membrane; microvillus
Molecular function (GO): long-chain fatty acid-CoA ligase activity; long-chain fatty acid transmembrane transporter activity
Source: RefSeq, a predicted model, not a curated record
GCGGGACUACAGCUCCCGGCGGGCCGCGCUGCGUGCUCCGCCCCGUGCCGCAGCGGCGGGCGGGACCCGCACCCUGACCUGUUCCCUGUGCCGGUGGCCGGGCCGCAGUGGAUGCCCCGGAGUGCGGCCAUAAUGCUGCGUCUGGCUGCUUUUGCAGUGCUGUUGCUGUACUUCAGAAUCAGUCUAGAGCUGUCCUGGGUCCAGGCCAUCCCUGCUCUCUUCAUCUUCUACCUGGGAUCUGGUGGAUGGGACUUCUUCCUCAUAUUCAUCAAGACAAUACGAAGGGACGUCACCACGGGGCUGGUUUUGUUAAAGGUGAAGUGGCAGGUAUGGAGGCAUGUGAGGGAGAAGAACACAAUUGCCAGCAUCUUCCAAAAGACAGCGAGCAAGUAUCCAGAGAAGACUGCACUGAUAUUCCAAGGCACGGGUGAGAACUGGACCUUCCGGCAGCUGGAUGAGUACUCCAACCAGGUGGCCAAUUUCUUCUUCAGCCAGGGCUUCCGCUCUGGUGAUGUGGUGGCUCUUUUCAUGGAGUCCCGCAAUCAGUAUGUGGGGCUGUGGCUUGGUUUGGCCAAGAUUGGAGUGGAGACUGCUCUUGUGAAUUCCCACCUGCGAAUGGAGGCUUUGCUUCACUGCAUCACCAUCUCCAACUCCAAGGCUGUGGUUUUUGGAGCAGAGAUGAUGGAAGCAAUGCAGGAAGUGCAGCCCUCCCUGGGGAAAUCUAUCCAUCUCUUCUGGUCUGGGGAGGAAAGCCCCAAAUCCACACUUCCUUGUGCAAAACACCUGGACCCCCUCUUGCAGAUGGCUCAGCGGCACCAGCCAGCGCCCCCUGAUAAGGGCUUUCUUGAUAAACUCUUCUACAUCUACACCUCUGGCACAACAGGGCUGCCCAAGGCUGCCAUUGUGGUGAACUGUCGGUACUUCCGCAUGGCCAGCCUGGUGUUUUACGGCUUUGGCAUGAGGCCCAGUGAUGUGCUCUACGACUGCCUCCCUCUGUACCACGCUGCAGGGAACAUCGUCGGGGUUGGGCAGUGCCUGCUGCGGGGCAUGACAGUUGUCAUCCGCAAGAAGUUCUCGGCCUCACAUUUUUGGGAGGACUGUGUGAAAUACAACUGCACGAUCGUGCAAUACAUCGGAGAGAUCUGCCGCUACCUGCUGAACCAGCCCUACCAAGAGGUGGAGCGGCAGCACCGGGUGCGCAUGGCGCUGGGCAACGGGCUGCGUGCCUCCAUCUGGCAGGAGUUCAUGGCCCGCUUUGGCAUUGCCCAGGUGGCCGAGUUCUAUGGGGCCACCGAGUGCAACUGCAGCCUGGGGAACUUUGAUAACAACGUUGGGUCAUGUGGUUUCAACAGCAGGAUCCUACCAGGUGUGUACCCCAUUGGCUUGGUGAAGGUGGAUGAAGACACCAUGGAGCUGAUCCGGGGGCCAGAUGGUGUCUGUAUCAGCUGCCAACCAGGGGAGCCAGGGCAGUUGGUGGGCCGCAUUGUCAAGAGCAACCCAUUGCAGCACUUUGAUGGCUACCUGAAUCAGUCAGCCACCAACAAGAAAAUUGCCAGGGAUGUGUUUACAAAAGGGGACAUAGCCUAUCUCACAGGGGAUGUCCUGGUGAUGGAUAAAUAUGGCUACAUGUACUUCCGGGACCGCACUGGUGACACAUUCCGCUGGAAGGGGGAGAAUGUCUCCACCACAGAAGUGGAAGGAACACUGAGCCGCAUCCUCAACCUGACAGAUGUGGUGGUUUAUGGGGUGGAGAUCCCAGGGAUUGAAGGGAAGGCAGGAAUGGCAGCGAUUGCUGACCCAGAGAACUCCUGUGACCUAGGAAGCUUUGCCAACGAGCUGCAGAAGGCCCUGCCCCUGUAUGCCCGUCCUGUCUUCUUGCGCUUCCUGCACGAAGUCUCCAAGACAAGCACCUAUAAGUUCCAGAAGGUGGAGCUGCGGAAGCAGGGCUUCGACCCUGCGCUGGUGAAGGACAGGUUGUACUUCCUGGACUCCAGGCAAGGCCACUACUUGCCGCUGGACCAGGCAGCGUUUAACAGGAUCCAGUCAGGACAGCAGAAGCUGUAGCUGGUGGGGCUGAAGCUCCCCACAUCCUCCUGGGGGAAGUGGUGCAAGGCAGGCACGAGGGAAGAAAAUGUUCAAGGAGCAAUACAAAGGCACAGUAGAGAUUUUAUUUUAUGAGUUUUGCAGAUAAUGGUUUGGAUGGAACACAAAGGGGACUGAGGGGAGGGGAUGGUUGUAUACCAAAGCAUAGACUCGUUAUGGCUUUAUUUUCUCUUUUGUACAGUGGUGAUGGGUCUGUGCCACAGAAGGGGCAGGGCCCUGGCCAGUUGAGUAGGAGUGAGGUGCCCCUGCCAUUCUACUUUGCUUUUCCUCUCUUUCCCUCCCUUUACCUGCCUGCAGCAACCAUUCCUUGCGGAGGCCAUGAAGGGACCAGCACCGGGCUCUUUACCCACUCCUCCACCAAGCAGCUAGCUCCUCCUUGGCACAGGGUCCCUGUUGGUAGAGGGAAACUGGGUGCCAGGUGCAACCACUGCUCCCUGCAUGGCCCCGCUGGUGGUGUUUCUGCUGUGAAUCAGGAGUGCAGGGUAGUACUGGGUUCAGGAGAGGGACAGGGAUGGGUUCCUGCUGUGCCUUGCUUUCUCCUGGGCUGACAUUUCUGUUUUUCACAAUCACACGCACAUUAUGUUUUAUAUAUAGUAGACAUGCUGACUGUUUUAAUUUCGAUCUUAAUUUAUUGUCUGUACUCUUGAAUGUGUCUUGGGUUUGUGCAGUAGGUGGACAGGUAGCCCAGACCUGUCCUCCCAUGGAGAGCCCUUUUCUCUUUCAAGGAGACAGAACGCUUAUCUGGGACUGAUUCUCCUCUUCCUGCCUGGGUGCAGCACUUCAUGUCCUUGGUCCGUGCUGAAGGACUCAAGCAAACCUCACUAUCUUGUGGACAUUUCUCUGGGUCUCUUACUUCCACCUUCUGUGGAUGCAGCCUUGUUUCAUGUAUCCUCUUCCUUGCAGAAAGCAAGUGGGAGGGUGGCAAUGAAGGGCCUGGUUUGCCUUUUGCUUAGACAUACUCAGCACUAUGUUGCAGCUCUCAGGGCUUUCCUGCUGUGAUAUCUGUGCCCUGAAAGAAGGCAGCUUGCCUAGAGGAGAGAAAAUUUUAUGGAGGGUGGUUUUGGUGAGAGUCUGAUUUCAUGGGCUCUGCAUCCUUUCCUGCAAGAGCCCUCCCUGUCUCCGCCACUGGAGAUGGUUCCCAAACUGAAAUGUCAAUGUUAAACAUCUGACUAUAUGAAUUCCCUGCAUUCUGUCUGAAGUGAAACAGCCUUGGCAGUGAUGUCUGAUCCCAGUCCUUGGAUGCCAUGCAGAAAAGUCUCUUCCAGAGAAAGCUCUAAGUUGUUUUUUGGGGUUGUUUGUUCGUUUGUUUCUGUUAUUUGGUUUUAUGCUCUUAGCAGGGUUACUCCUUACAAUGAUGUCUGUCUUUAUGAAGGCAGAGUGUGUCUGCUUUUCUAGCUAUGCUUCCACACCAUCAUACCUGCCUGCCCCAGUCUGUCUUGUCCUCACCAUUAAAUGAGUGUGAGCUAC